GGUCUGGCAAUCACGCGAGAAAUAAAUAAUAUAUCUUGCUGGCAGAAAAAGAUCUUAUAUUCUCUCGUCUUAGCUAACGGCACUUUUUUAAGUAACUUAUCGGUAAGUAAAGAAGCUAAGUUAGAGUUCUAUAGCACCGGUACAGACCCUCCAAACUCUGCCGCUCUGUCCUCCCUCCUCCUCUCUCUCUCUCUCCCCUCUCUUUUUCAAGCAGGUGAGUGCUCCAUGAGCUAGUCUCCACUGACCCAGAGUCCGGUCACCGCCCCCAUGGCUUCCCCUCUCUUAUUCCUCUUCUUUCUACUAUCCUCCAUCCCCGGUGGAGCACCGGAUCUGGUCUCCGACCGGGCCGCCCUCCUCGCCUUCCGCUCCUCCGUCGGCCCGGUGGUGCUCCCGUGGAAUGACUCCAUGACGCCGUGCUCGUGGCUGGGCGUAGCCUGCGACGCUGGCCGCGUGACCGUCCUCCGUCUCCCUGCCGUUGGCCUUAUGGGUCAGAUUCCGGCGGGCACCGUCGGCAACCUGACGGCGCUCCGGACGCUGAGCCUCCGCUACAAUGCCCUCUCUGGCGGCCUCCCGGCGGACCUCGCCAAGUGCUCCCAGCUUCGGAACCUCUACCUCCAGCGCAACCGCUUCUCCGGCGAGAUCCCGGCAUUCCUCUUUUCGCUCCAGAACCUCGUCCGCCUCAACCUCGCCGGGAAUGACUUCUCCGGCGGUAUCUCGCCGGAUUUCAACAACCUCACCCGCCUUGCCACGCUCUACCUCGAGAACAACCAGCUUUUGGGCGAGAUCCCGGAGCUGAACCUCCCGAGCCUGUCCCAGUUCAACGUAUCAUUCAACCAGCUCAACGGAUCCAUCCCGUCCAAGCUCCGGAAAAUGCCGGCAGAGGCGUUCUUGAAGACGGGGCUCUGCGGCGGACCGCUGGGCCCCUGUCCAGGCGAGAUCUCGCCGUCGCCGGCGGCGGAGGUUCCGGCGGGCGUGGAGGCGGAGGCGAAGCACGACAAGAAGAAACUCUCCGGCGGCGCGAUAGCCGGGAUCGCGAUUGGAGCCGCCGCCGGUGUUUUAAUCAUUCUCAUACUGGUGGUCCUCCUCUGCCGGAAGAGGAGCAGCAGAGCGGGCAAGACGAGGACGCUGGAGGCGGCGGUGGAGGCGGGUGGGAAGCCGCUGGAAGUGACAGCGGCGGGGAGGGAUAAGGGGGCAGGGGAGGGAGGGAAUGGGAACGGGACCGGCUCUCAUGCGGCUGCGGCGAAGGGGGAGGCGGCGGGGAAGAAGCUGGUGUUUUUCGGGAGCGGGGCGAGGCCGUUCGAUCUGGAGGAUCUAUUAAGGGCUUCGGCGGAAGUACUGGGGAAGGGAACGUUCGGGACGGCGUACAAGGCGGUGCUGGAGAUGGGGACGGCGGUGGCGGUGAAGAGGCUCAAGGACGUGAAUCUUCCCGAGAAGGAGUUCCGGGAGAAGAUCGAGGCCGUCGGCGCGAUGGACCACCCCAAUCUGGUGCCCCUCCGGGCCUACUAUUACAGCAAGGAGGAGAAGCUUAUUGUCUAUGAUUAUAUGCCCAUGGGCAGCCUCUCCGCCCUCUUGCACGGGAACAGAGGUUCUGGUCGGACCCCCCUCGACUGGGAGACACGAUCCAGCAUUGCUCUUGCAGCAGCCCGUGGCAUCGAGUACAUCCACUCGACGGGCCCUUCGGCUUCUCAUGGCAACAUCAAGUCAUCCAACAUUCUGCUGACGAAGUCAUAUGAAGCUCGAGUGUCGGAUCAUGGGCUUGCCCACCUUGUAGGUCCAACCUUGACCACCACCCGUAUUGCUGGUUACCGUGCUCCCGAGGUCACUGAUGCCCAGAAGGUCUCCCAGAAGGCUGAUGUGUACAGCUUUGGUGUGCUCCUGUUGGAGCUGCUCACUGGCAAGGCCCCUGCACAGGCCUUCCUCAAUGAUGAGGGAGUCGACCUUCCAAGGUGGGUGCAAUCCGUUGUUCGAGAGGAGUGGACAUCGGAGGUGUUCGAUCUGGAGCUGCUGAGGUAUCAGAAUGCGGAGGAGCAGAUGGUGCAGCUACUGCAGCUUGCUAUAGACUGUGCUGCUCAGUAUCCAGAUAAACGGCCCACAAUAUCGGAGGUGGUGGUCCGGAUUGAGGAGAUUCGUCAUUCCAGCAUUCAAGCUGUAGACCGAGGCCAGAGCAUCAAUGAUGGCAAUGACCAGUCCUAAAGGACUGACCCCAAGUCCUCUGGGUCUGAGACUUAAGUUAUGACCAAUCGCUGCUAGAAUGGACUCAUGGGUGAAUGAAUCUGUUGUCUAAUUAUUGGUUGGGAGCUGAGAGGUGGUUCUUUUUCUUUCAUUUCUUAUGAUUAAGCAAAAUGUGCAUGCUGUUUUUCUUUUUCUCUUCAUUCUAUAGCACAUGUUAUUGUUUUUCUUCUGUUUUUCAGAAGGGGAUGGACGUUUGUUUCCAGAAUGAAUACCUUAUGUUGAUGUUGUUCAUAGUUUCUUAAGGAAUCCUUUUUCUUCUUCC
Elaeis guineensis (African oil palm) is the source of this 2494-nucleotide messenger RNA. Its product is annotated as probable inactive receptor kinase At1g48480. The record is from RefSeq and is a predicted model, not a curated record. Gene Ontology annotation, biological process: protein phosphorylation. Lineage: Eukaryota; Viridiplantae; Streptophyta; Magnoliopsida; Arecales; Arecaceae. Gene Ontology annotation, molecular function: protein kinase activity; protein binding; ATP binding.